This is a messenger RNA of Triticum aestivum (bread wheat), 639 nucleotides long. RefSeq names its product peroxidase 12-like. The record is from RefSeq and is a predicted model, not a curated record. Lineage: Eukaryota; Viridiplantae; Streptophyta; Magnoliopsida; Poales; Poaceae. Bases 1 to 639 code for a protein of 212 amino acids. Gene Ontology annotation, molecular function: heme binding; peroxidase activity. The transcript has 3 exons. Gene Ontology annotation, biological process: response to oxidative stress.
AUGCCGCCGAACCUCUCUCAAGAUAUCAGGCGGAAUGUGUUCCUCAUGGAGGACAUCCGCGCCAAGUCAGGUGGCCAACCCUACACGUGCCACUCAAUAGGACGACAGCUUCGAGGCCGAGCCGCUGAGGUUCGUCGAGGAGCUCCCACCCCCACAUUCAUCAUUGACCAGCUUAUAGCUGCCUUCGGUAGCAGCAGCCUCGACGAGAAAGACCUCGUGGUGCUCUCUGGUGCGCACACCAUUGGGAAAGCUCGUUGUGCCACCUUCAGCAACCGUUUCCCCAACUCCGACUCUGAUGACUUUGUCCGAAAGCUACAAGAUAACUGCACCGCCAAUGCGCACCGGUGUCAGGACCUCGAUGUGAACACCCCGGACAGGUUCAACAACAAGUACUACAUCAAUGUCAAAGAGGGGAAGGGGGUGCUCACCUCCGACAUGAAGGUCCUCCUCAACGAGACCACCCGAGGAGGUCAUGUGAAGAUUGAUAUGCUUACCUUUGACGAGGAUGGUCUUUAUAUGUUGCGGAGGAAAGCUAAGAAAACUGUCAUGUUCAGUAUGAACGUGUCCCCAAAGUUUGCAAUGUUUGUGGCCAUCAAGGUCCCAACUUUAAGGAGCAUGACAAUGUCAUUCAUGCGCUGA